This is a messenger RNA of Aspergillus sclerotioniger CBS 115572, 1180 nucleotides long. RefSeq lists its product as uncharacterized. The transcript is spliced from 2 exons. The record is from RefSeq and is a predicted model, not a curated record. Bases 446 to 886 code for a protein of 146 amino acids. Lineage: Eukaryota; Fungi; Ascomycota; Eurotiomycetes; Eurotiales; Aspergillaceae.
GGGAUAAAUAGCUAAUAGUCCAAACCUAUACUCCGUAAUCCAAACCUACUAGGUAGGUAACAAUGGCAUGCACUUCACACAUAACUAAAUAGAACAAAGUCUAAACGCCACAAUUCUCAACAAUAGCUAUCUACCUACAAACCACCACCUAGCUACCUAUAUUCGAUGGAUUAAUCUGAGUAAUGAAUGAAGAAACUGAUUGGUCACACGCCCUCUGGCUGCGUGACAUAUACCACCCCCUCGGGCGUCGUCAGGUACCCCAAGGCUCCAAGGCACAACCCGACCCGAAGCGAUUAGCGCGACCGACCGGGAAACCACUUACUAGCCCAUCUUAACCUCGCCCGUCCACCCCCUCACCAACCACCCCCUCCAUAUUCCAGAAAUUUUCUAGCUCAAAUCACACCAACCUGUCCCUUCCCAAAUCUAAGACGAAAAAAAAAUAAACAUGUCCCACAAACUUUUCAUCCUCGUCUAUCGUGGCGAUCCCCUUGAUUACAGCGAAUACCGCCACACCGCAUUAUACGUGCAAUUUGCCGCGCAAGGCCGCAGCGUCCUGCAUAUUAUAGGCACCCAGGGACUCUUCCGGUAUGUGGAAUACGUGGGGGCCGAUCCGAUGGAACUUGGGGAUUUGGUGCGUGUGGUGCCGGUGACGGACUUGUCGGGGUCCGUCGAAGCAGAGGAGGAGGCAAUUCGGGAGACGGUGGCGCGAACCCCGGUGCGAAAUGGUUAUUUGGAUCUGGAGUGGAACUGUCAGCACUGGGUGGGGGAUGCGUUGGGGAGAUUGGUUGAAAGAGGCUGGGUGACCGAGGAGGAGAGGGCGGAGGCGAUCGAUAAGAUGACCGAUGCUUGUUUGGAGGCCAGGGAUGAUCAGUUUGUGGUGACUUGAUCAUGGUUUUUUUAACCUUUUGAAGAGGCUGCGAUCUUGCAGAAUGAUUAACGAUCAUAGGCACUGGCGGUGAUCUCCUGCCUCGGUUGUGGGUCGUGGGUUUGUUGAGCUCGUGGUGGAGUUGCGUCGGAUUGGGUGGCUUCUCUUAGGCUAUUUUUACUCCCGGCAUUCAGUCCUCUGUGAACGUAUACCGGUAGUCGGUAGUCGGCACUCGUCCUCCGUACGUGGGAAAGGACAGGCAGCAAGAUACACAUGGCCAGCACCCGAGGCUAGUGCUGGCCAGCACGGGCGGCU